CUGUCGAGUGUGCCGUCGACGUUCCAGAGAGAAGCUCGCGAUGCUCGACAACACAGACGCGUGUGUCCGGUGUACGGACGUCUAGUGGCAGAGGAACAUGCGAUGUUCAGCGAAAAGUUGAAAAGGAGGGCCUGCAGUCUCCAAGCGCUAGCUGGUCCUCUCUUGGUUCUCCUCUCUUUCAUUUCGCUCGCGUGUGUCUCUCUCUUUUUCUGUUUUCAGCUGCGUUUUUAGGCAGCCAACCAGCUGGUCACUCCGGUCAUCGUCGGGUGUAUGUACACCGCGUAUGCUGUGCUGGUUUCCGCGCUCGUGCGUCGACCUCCUCCGUUCUUCUCGGAGUGGCGUUCUUCCGCAUGUGGAGCCGCGCGUUUUUCUUUUUCGUUCGUCGAUUUCUUCAAAACUCGUCUUUCUUCUUGGGGGGAACGGCCUUUUCUCCGCUCGUGUCUCGUCCGCUCGCACAAGACACCGCGACGAGAAAAGCCGCGCGGACCGAAGACAAGCUAUAACAAAGUGUUGCCCUUUCUGUCGUUUUUUCUUCUCUGAAUCGGCUGCGCCUCCAGUUGGAGUCAUGAGAAACCAGUUGUCUCUGUGUUGACGCGCCGGGAGCUGUUGAGUGUCGACUCCACCUUUUUCUUUUCUCCUCUUCUUCGACGCCUCGCCUCGUUCCUCUCGCCUUUGUUUCCUUCUGCCUCGCCCCCCCCUCUGUGCUGCUCCUUGCCACGGGUGACGUCCGGAGCGCGCCGCCAUGGGACGUUGAGCUCCGAAUCUCACGCAGAGGGGUGGGAGGGAGAAGGCUUCUCUCUUCUGUCCCCUUCUUCUCUUUCUUCCUGUCUUCGUUUCCUCUGCUGCCCCUGUUCCUCUUCUUCGCCUUUUCUCCUCUUCGUUGCCUUUCCUCUUCUUGUUCGGCUCUGUCUUUGCGUCCUUCGCCUGUUCGCCGUCUUCCACGUCCGGCCUUCUUCCCGUCCUUCGUGACUCCUGCCUCCCUUCCCUUUGGACUUUUCUCCUCUCUCUCGACUCCGCGUUUUCGUUCUCUUCUCGUCCCCGACAAUGGCGUCACCUUCGUCUCCUCCCUCAUCUCCUUCCCGCCCUCCCUCCUGCUCGUCUCUCCCCUCCUCGGGGUGUCUUCUCCCACCGCCGCUGCCCGUGGCUGCCGCCCCGCCUUCGUCCACGUCUCUCCGCGUGUGGCUUCGGCGAACGUUUUCUCCGGUGGUUCUCGUGGGCGGGACCGCGAGGGCGAAGCGCGAGGUCGCGGCCUUGACGGGUCUCUCUCUCGCCUCGCUCUUCCAGCCGUUCAACGGCGAGGCUGCCGCCGUGCGAAAAGUCGCCGCGGCCCUCCGCACGGCUGCCGGAGGCUCUGCAUGCAGUCCCGCGCCUGGCGUUCCCGUCGCCGAGAGGGCCUUCUUUCCGGAUGCGCAGCCGGCGGAGCAGGACGACGAAUUCAUUCGCAGAGAGGGCUACCACCCUGUCCAUGUGCACCAGCUCGGACUUGUCGGGACGCAGACAGCCGGAACAGCCGGAGUUUCUGGAGACCGGUCUGGCGCCUCGCUGGUCUACGAAGGACCCGACGUUCCUCCGCUCAAUCUGCUGUUGAAUGUCUCGUCGCCGCUCCUCGGCUCCAGUGUUUCCGCGUCCGCACAGGCGAGCCCCAGCGCGCUCACGGGCUCCUCGGGCUCCACCAGGGCCUCCGGCGGGGCCCGCGGGCGCGACGCGGGCCCUGGGAGGGCUUUGCCCUCGUCCGUGGCCUCGACGGUCGCCUCCGCCUCCUCGGUCUCUUCGCUGGCCUCUUCGCUCGCGCUGCCUUUCGCCGCGGCGCCAGCUGGCUCAGAACGCACUGCCGGAGGCCCGGCGGGUGCGACGGCGCUCGCGGGACCGAGGCGCAGUGUCUCUCCGGUUUUCACUGUUCGCUUCCUCGACCUCGACGAGGCGGAGGCGCCCUCCGACUUCGCGGCUGACUCGCUCUCGACGCGCGUCCUCUCUCAGCGACCGCCGGGCCUUGCGGAGCUCAGCACCUUCGCAGCGGUCGCGCCGGCGCUCGCGGGCUCUGGGGUGGGCAGCCCCCGCCACGCGCUGACUGCCGUCGCAGGGGCGCGGGCGAGUGCAGUGCAGGCCUCGGCGGCCUCGCCGUUCAUCUCAGACGUCGAGGCCGCAGGGCGCGGGGCGCGGCCCCGUCUGGAGAAGGUCGGCCGCACCCAGGGGCCGCUCGGCGCAGACGCGUCUGCUCAGCCGUGUGGAAUGCCGAUUGCCAGCACCACGGGGAUGCGCGGCGUCGACUUGCCUUGGUACAACGACUGGGAGGGCGUCGUCUUUGACGGUCUUCGCUUCUCCGAACAUGAGACCCUCUGGCAGCCUGUCGGCCUGAUUCUCGUCGCCAGCAGCCGCGACGAAGAUCCCGUGGCUCAGUUCGAGGAACUUCUCCAACCGCAAAACCUCCCGUCGCUCUGCGGGAAGUACGUCCUCGACCCAAACCCUGUCCGCGCCCUCGUUCUCCUCGAUAUCCACGAGGACGCCUUCCACGCCAAGGCCGAUCUCAGCACUGCAGUCAAACACGCAAAACGCGCUUCGGUCUCGGCGAGCGCUCCUCGCUCUUCUCUCUUUGCCCUUUCCUCGCCGUCGGGCGCUCCUCUGCAGCGGCCCGCGGCGCCGCGAGACCCCCCCGAAGGGGAAGAGGAACGCGCGGGGGGAGAGAGUGCAGCGCCCGAAGCGCGCGAAGAAGGACGAAACGAAAGACUCCUCGAGCAACUCUGCGCUGCCUUCCCUCCGGCCAACUGCCACCUUCUCACCAUCGGCAGAAAAACAAAUGUUCAGAGUCACUGGCAGCUGCUGCCUUCGAUCCGCUACCUAUACGCGCAGCACCUUCCCGUCAAUUUCUCUUCCUCUCUAUCCGCGAAUUUGCUUCCUACCUUCCUCUCUCCCGCCACCGGCCACAGCCCGCCGCCGGCUCUGUCCUCGACCCUCCCUUCUUUCCUCCCUUUUCCCUCUUCUCCGUCUUCUUCCUCUUCUUCCUCUUCUUCCUCUUCUUCCUCUUCUUUCUCUUCUUCCUCUUCUUUCUCUUCUUCCUCUUCUUCCUCUUCCUCUGAUCUCCCUUGCUCUUCGUCUGCAGAACCGUCUGCCGCGUCGUAUGACGUUAGUGAGAUCGAGGCUCUGAUCGCGUCGGAUGCGCCCCUGCCGGUCGCUUCACGCCUGGCUUGUUGCUCCCUGGGGGCAUCUCCUCCUGGCGGUUCUUCCGCGGCUGUUUGUCCACCGUCUUCUUCGGCGGUCGGAGCUCACGCCGCCGACUGCGGCAUGCCGACUCCAGCUGCCCAGGCUGCGGCGUACGUCCGCUGCAGUACGCUGUGCUGUCUAGACACCUCGUUCUGCGUAGGGUUGUCUUGGAGUGAUUUGCACUCGCUCUCGGCCUUCAUCCAGCACUUGGUGAACACGGGCAUUCUCCCGUGGAUGGAGCGCAAGGCGCGACAGCUGGACGGAUCGAUUGCGACGAAUCGGAAAGGCUUCCGAAAUCAACUGCGGUACCUCUGGCGGAAACCACGCGGGAUGACCGCGGCGUCGCAGAACUCUGUGCUCUCCAGUGGAGGCGCGGGCGCCGGCGGAGCCCCGAGCGAAGGCUCGGCUUCCAGUUCCUUCUCCCCCUUCGCCUCCGCCUUCCCGUCCUCAGCGACCUCCGUCGUCGCGAAUGUUGCUGAACAAGCCGGAGGCGCUGCAGAGGCGCUUCUCUCCGCCGUCGGAGGAGCUUUCCUCGGAGAGACCGCCUCGAGUUUUUCGCAGAGUGGAAGCUCGAGCAAGGCCGCGCCGUCGCGAUCGGAGGCGCCUGGAAGCCCGCGGAGAAACGGCCUGUCGACGCAGGCAUUCGUUCAGUCUGCGUACCAGCUGCAUGCCAUUGAGUGGCAAUACCGGCUGCUGGGAGAUCUGCAACUCUUCUUCGGACUCCACGAGGCUGCGCUGCAGAGCUUCAGAAGUUGCGCCGCAGACUUCAAGCAGGACAAGCGGUGGAAGCAGUUGGGCGGCGCGUGCGAAAUGAGCGCGAUCUGUCUGCAUCUCUCGGGAGCCCCGCGCAGGGAAGUCGAGGCCUGCAUUGAACAAGCGUACAACGCUUAUGUGAAGGCCUCUGCGGGUCGUCUGGCGCUGCGCUGCGUCUUGCUGGGGACGCGCUUGACGAUGGAUCUCUUGACCGCCGUCCCCCUCCCCUUUUCGCCUCCCUUCUCGCCGUUCCUGGCUCUGCAACAGAGCUCGUCGCCCUCGCUUCUCUCGACCGCAGAGGCGGCCGUCGAAGCCGCUCGGCGGCUGCUGGCCGCGAACGCGGAACUCCCGGCUCUGGAUCCUCGCGCGAAGCUUCCGACGUCUCUCUUGCGGAGGUCUGAGGGAAGCGCCAAGGCGGCCGCCAGGCCAGACGGGUCGGCGGGCGACUCUCGAGAUCUCAGAGAAGUCAAAGAGACGCGCGACGCGAGGGAGUCGAAGGAGGCACGAGAGGGCAGAGACGAAGAAACGAAGGAGCUGGAGAGUGCAGUCGCUGCGUCGUUUGCGCAGAGUCAAGCUGUGAGAAGUGCGAUGCUUUUGGAGCAGGCGGCACUCUGCUUCGAACAAGCAGGAAUUCUGCACAGAAGAAAAAGGAACUUUCAACUCGUCAUGGCUGGACACACCUACUACAAAGCUGGAUUCAAGCGCCUGGCGCUCCGCUGCUACACCUCCGUCGUCAGUCACUACGAAUGGUCCGGCUGGCAGCAUGUGUCUCAACAUCUGCGCUUCAUCAUGGCUCGGCAAACGUUUUCUCUCCAUCUGCUCUUCGACGCCGCGUUCAACUUCGCUGCUCUCUUGAACGCUGUCUCCUCUGUCCAGCAAAUCCGAAAAAUGGUGUCUGAGGAGACACCUGUCUCUUCCUUCGCCUCGCUCUGCGCCGCCCUUGGCCCCGUCCUCCUUCCUGCGGCGUCCGACGAAUCGCUCACUGCGCGAGAAGACGAACGAAGUGGAGACUCCACGCUGCCUCUCUCGCCAACCUACGGCCUUCCUGUGACGCCGGCCAGUCGCGAAUCGCACUAUAUUCGGGAAUUCCUCUUCGUUUGUCGGGUCAUGUUGGAGCGGCAGCGCCAACAGGUGGAGCAGAGCCGUCGGCCGCCCGGUUCGCGAGCGCCUUCGUCUCCCUCGAGUUCGUGCUCUCGCUCGGAGAAAACUCGCGACGGUGCUGAUGGAGACCGCGGCAGCACAACCACCGGGAGGCAAGACGCGUCGCUUUCCAAGAAGGCCUCUGGGGCUUCUGCGGAGCUCCGGGCUCUCUCGGCUGCCGCCGGUUCUCUUCGAGUACUUCAGACUAGGUUGGGGAAAGAGGGAGCAGAUGCAGCGUCUCCACUCGCUUCCCUCACUCUUCCGGUCGACCUGCGGGUCCCCUACGUGGAAUGCAGGAAUCGACAAGGCAUCUUCAGAGAUGGCAUUUGCGUGCGUCUCCCUGGCGACGUCCCUCUCCCUUUGGAACGGCAGCUUCCGCUCCCUGAACCUUCGUCCGGCACCAGCACUUCCGAUCUGCUCUCUUCAGACCCGCUCGCUUCCUUCUCGUCUUCAUCCGUUUCUGCUUCUUCCUUUUCUUCUUCAUCCGUUUCUGCUUCUUCCUUUUCUUCUUCCGUAGCAGCGUUUUGUGAACUGGGAGAGAUGUUGGAAGCCGCGGAGGGACUCCCGCGUCGAGGCGCGUUGGAACGAGAGGCGCGUACCGAGCUUCAGCGCCAGGAGGCUCUGAACGACGGCGUUCUCGCCCUCCGCUGGCAUCAGUGGAGACACGCGGUGUUGUCCGGUUCAGGGGAAAGAGACAGGCGCGCUUGCAUGCGCGCGCUCGAAGACAACGAGACAGGAAGCGUCCCUUCGUGUGACGCCAAUGAGGCGCCGCUCAAGGUUCAGGCUUCGCCGCUCGCUCUUCCUCAGCAGGGGGAAGGACAGGAGCAGAGACUGUCUGAAGAAGAUGAGGAGGCGCGACUCGACGAAGAAGACCCUUGGCUUCGCCAUGCGGUGGUGACCUCGCCAUGUCCAGUCUCGCUUCCGUCUGCUGCUUCUUCGGCGUCGCUCACUGCCUCGCGGCGUCGAGCGCCCGUGGGCCAGCAGAUCGCCGUCGUUCUUCGUCUCGUGAAUCCUCUCCAGCUCCGGCUCGUAUGCCACCAGCUGCGUCUGUACGGAACAGUUCUUCCUGUUUCUUCCCGCGAACCAAGGGAGGAAGCAGAGAGCCGAUGUUCUCCGGCCGAAGGCAGAACAGCAGCGGCGCGGUCAGUCGAGUUUCCAAGCAUUUCGACGGUUUCUCUGGAGCCUCGACAGUCAGUGCUGCUUACCCUGUUCGCCAUCCCUCGCGCACCCGGAAGGCUAGUCAUCAAAGGACUUUCUCUGGAACUCUUUGGCUUCAUCCGCCUCCUGCAGCCCUUCUGUCUCCACGGGGGCCUGCGCCCAGAGGCGCGCUUCAACCUCCGGCACUCGCACCUGCCCUCGGACGAGCUCUCACAUUCAUCUCCCGAUGUGCUACACUCCUCCGAUGGGGACUCGCAAGCGAAACUCUUCGGUGAAGGCGGAAGCUCGGGGGCCGCUGCCGCCUCCCGCUGCGCUUCUCAAAGGGAUGGACGGCGCUCCAGCUUCCAGUGUUUAGGCAGCUGGCUACAGUUCGGAGGGGCGCCGAGUGACUUGUUCGACGCAGACGGGAAUCCCCGUCCAGAUGUUCCGAUCGACUUUCUCCUGCAAGCUGAGAACUAUAAGCUCCUCCCCACAGGAGUCCCCGGACAAGUUUUGCGUUGGAAGUUUCGAAAUCGAGCACUGGAAAUCCACGAGCCGGACUACCGACUGGAAGUCGAGGUGGACGAACUUCUCCCUGUCCUCUCCACGGUCUUUGUCGGAUGGCCGUCAAGCCCCAUUCGGCUCCUCGGUGAGACGACGGAAGAGGAGACUGUCUCUUUCGCUUCUGGCGAGUCUCUCGAUCCCGUUCCUUCUCUCUUGGCCUCCCACCGCCUCCCAGUCGUGGCCUCCGCAGAUCCCCACUCGCCUCACAGCAGGCCUGAAGUGUCUCCGGCGUCCCUGAAUGGAGGACCUCUGUCUCCGGAGACGAUUGGGCCUUCCUCGCCGACGCCUCUUCUGUCUCCCCUCGUUUCUGGGCGGCGUCAGCUGUACAUGGGCGAGGAGGCGCGGGCGUAUCUCCUUCUUUCCAGCCCCGCUCCGACGCAGGCCCUCGAGUCUCUGUCUCUCGCUGUCUCCUCCUGCGAAUUAGCCAGAGUCGUGGAGGCCGCGCUCAUCUUCCCGCUGGCAUCGUCCGGCCCGGUGUCCUCCGUCGCUGCCUCCAGAGGCGGCCUGCGUGCGACGGAGACACGUGGAGACAGUGUGGGGUGUGAGGGCCCUUCCGGCUCGGGCGCGCCCCAGUCGCCCUACGGCUUCGAGAGACUCGAGGUGCUCGAAAGACCCGUCGCAGGGAAGCGGGAGAAGAAGUCGAGAGCAACAGCCGGUGGUCGAGAAGAAGAGAAACAGCAGAAGAUCCAAAUCCUUCGCUUGGCGCGCAAGCGACGUUCGACUUUCGAUGUCCCUGCGUCUCAUGGCCACCACGUCGGCGGCCGCGAAGCCAGUCCAGAGGAAAAACAGCUUUCCUUUUCGAGGACCGCGAGUUGUCUGAUGCCUGCAGGGAGUGCUAUUCAACUCUCUCUCGCCCUACGAGGGACUGUGCCCGGCAUUCAUCGCGUGCGUUUUUGUCUCAAGGGUGUGGGGUGCCCCGCCUCCGAGGAGACAGCUGGAGAGGCGACGGAGACAGGGGACAGAGGCGACGUCAAGUCCAUCGAUCUCCGCGGCAGUGACGGUGCAUGCAGCAGUCGAAGAACUCUGUGGAGGGCCAUCGAAAAAGUUCUUGCUGUCACACACUCCCUCAGACUCACCGUGCAGCCUCGUUUGUCUUGGCGCCAUCCUGGCCAGCACCUGCUUCAGUGUCGCGUCCGUAACCUCACGGCGCAGACGUUCUGUGUCGAGGAGCUGGCCGCGCUGCUUCCUGCUUCCCUCGGUUCUUCUCUCGCCGCCGCCUCGCGUCUGGCUCGUGUGCCUGUGGUCCUCGUCCCCCUCUCGAGUUGCGGCGCCGCUUCUCUCCCGAUCAUUCGUCCGUACGAAACUCUGGAGCUUCUCUGCUUGCCGCGCUCGCGAGGCGGGGGAAGCCCAACCGAGGGCAGCGACCUCCUCGAGGCCGCUGCAUGUGCCAGCGAUGCCGUUCAUGUUCGUCUGCGGUGGCGACUUCUCUCCGCCUCCCGGAACUGCACGUCUGCAUGCGCCCGCGCGCUGUCUCCUGCGGGUGCGCCGGCGGGGCUCCAGGUGUCUGUAGAGCCUGCGCCUUUCUUUCCAGACGGCGAACGCGAAGGGGAGAGUCCCGCGCGUUUCCGCCGUGUAUGUGGCGUACGUUCCGCGAGUCCUGAACGUCUCGAGAAGAGCGGCGACGGAGCGCAGACGAGCAGCAAAGCGAGCAUAGGGAAGGAGACCCUCCCAGAACUCUCGAACGUCGACACAGGAGCUUCCGGAUAUCUUCUGUCGGAGAGACCGGUUUCCUUGGCCCCGCGUAUCUGCUCUCUGCCGCUGCGCCUGACCGUCGACGUGGAUUCGCAUGCUGGCACGAGAACCUCAGCGGACUCUCCCGUCACGCGGCCUGUCUCCUCCAAACAUGCCGCCGGGCUGGUGCCGAUUCGUUUCUGUCUCACGAACGUAUCUUCGUCACUUCUUCUGGGAGUUGAAUUGUUCGCCGACGUCUCCGCCGCGGGGCGCGCUGCGCCGCUUCGCCUGUCUCCGGGUGAUGUCUCCGUGUCGCCUGCGUUGCUCCUCUCGCCUCUGGAAGAAGAGGAAGAGCGCCAGGCCGCCUGCUUCUGCGCCACCUUCUUCUGCGAAGGCGGGGGACCGGAAGGUGCGCCUGCAGACCUUUCGAGGAAGGUUUGUCGCGGGAGUUCACGGUCUUGGAAUCUCGAGAACGGCGCUCACAAGCUACGGGGGGGGGUUCCCAGUGAAACAGAUCAUCUCAAUGUGCUUUCUGCCGGCCUCGAUACGCAGACUCGAGAAGCAGGAAACAUCUCUGAGAUGUCUCUCUCUUUCAAUUCGGGGGCUCCUCGUCGCCCCAGUGAAAGGUCACCUCCCAGCGUUUCUGCAGGACUCUCUCCAGCGGGUUUCCAGCAGAGCGAAGAGACGCCGAGGGUGAGUCUCCCGCGCGCUCCUUCCGAUCCGUCAGGAGGCGCGAGCCUUGAUGACUCAGCGCCGCCUUCCAACAGCAAAUCAGCAGCUUCGACUUUCUUUGCGCCCUCUGCUCUCGCCGCUCGAAGGCGCGAGAUGCUGGGCGGCGCCGCCCGUCUCUUGGCCCCAGGCCUCGCACUCGUGAAAGAGCGAGAACGGUGUUUUUCUUCUCUCUCUGCCUCUCUCCAAGAAAAAGUCGACCGCAACUGUGGAGUUGACAAGUUGCCCAGAGAACGUCUCCCUCCCCUUCUCUCGAGUUCGCGUCGGGCCUCUUCGCUGACGUAUCUCGAGACGCUUUUCUCUCUCCCGCAGGCGGGGAGUGAAUCGACGCGCCUCCCCGACACAUACCCCGACGCAGGAUACACUGGCGCUGGGCGCGUCUGGGCUCCUUUCAGAACGCACCGUUCUCUCCGGCAGCGCGUCCUCGCGAGUCUCCUGCGACGCGCUCUGAUCGCAAAUCCCCAGUCUUGUCCCUUGCCGGUCGUCGACUCCACGGGACUCGUUGAAGCCGGACCUCUCUCGCUCGCGCCUUCGCUGUCUCGAGAAGAAGCGGAGACGCCUGAAGACGCCUUCGCGCUCCCUGGCCACUCAACAGGCUUGUCCGAUUUUGCGACUCUCUCGCAAGAACGAAGACGCUCCGGAAACGCAGCGCGGCUUCCACCGGUGCAUGCGCCUCGAGGCGCCGGGCCUUCAGGCCUCGAGGGGGGCCCGCCGCCCUCAGCGGUCGCGGGCCUCUUGGGGGCGCAGGUCGGGACUGGGUUUGUGAAGGCGAGCGCGGAGGCUCCACCUAUCUCAACUAGCCAGAGCGCAGCUAGCCAGAGCGCCGCGGGGGCAGCGUUGUCUGGGGGGCUCGGGUCCUUCCUUGGGGCACACACGCAAGUCUUUCACCGCGGCAGCGUCAGCAGCGCGGCGUUGGGGGCGGGGCGCGUCGGCGAAGAAGAGGGUGUGAGAGCGCUUUUGGCCGAGGAGACACUGUCGGAUUUCCUGACUGACGUCUCCUCGGCCUUGAGUGCAGGAGUGAUUGUCGGGAGAACCCCCGUCACCGACGCGCUCGCGUAUCCAGGAACAGAUGUAAAAGACGUCGACUUACCAGCUUCUCUCAGAGCCGCGGACGCUCGAUUCGUGGCUUUCCCGGAAGCAGGGACGCUCACAGACGAAGCUGCCGCCUCGCCGCAGUUACCCGUCAUCGAUUUAACAGAUGUCUCCGCCUCUUCCGAACUCUCUUCUGGGGCUGGAGAGACCCUUCCGCGAGUCGCGCCUCGUGGCAAGUUGCCGCAGAGCGAAGGCACAAGAAGCGAGCGUCUUUCUGCCCAUUUAGGCGGCGUCUCGGGCGCCUCCGACCGUGACGGACGAACUGCGCCUCAAGGAGAUGCAGCCCUCGAAGACGCGGAUCUGGCGAACGGCGUAAAUGUCGCUACGUCUCGCUCUUCUCCUGCGGCAGAUGUCUCCCCGGAAAUGCAGGCAACCCAACGAAGAUCCGUCACUGCACCGGAAUGCUUCAAUGGCUUCUACUGGGUCGGGAAGCGCACUCAGCGGUUGGGGGUCGUGCGCCCCGGGGAGAAAGUCGAGGGCACUCUCCUCGCCUUCUUCCCGUCUGCAGGAGUCUUCAAUGUCAACAAGGUUCGCUUCAGAAUCUCCCUGCUCGGCCAGGUGCAGAAGAGACAGGGGGCCCAAGCGCCCCGCGAGUGGUGCAGGGGAGGCGCGGCGAACGAUCCGCAUUCGGAGGCAGCGAGAACUCCGUAUGUCGAGGUAGACACGCGAGCCGGAGAACCGCGAGAAAGCGACAGGAACGCGAGCGGGGUGGAAGGAGAAAGCGUCGCGCCUGGAGAGCUUCAAGUCGAGACCCGACUUAGAGGCGCGCCGCAGCUUCUUGACGAGGAACGCCUCGAAACGGAGGAGAUGCAGUGGGAGCGCGAAUUGGUAGAGUCUUUCGCAGGUCAGAAGGCUGUCAUAGGCUUUCCCUUCGAGUGUCUCGUCCACAUUCAAGAAAGGACUGCAGGGUGAAUUCGAGACAAGUUGAAAAGAGAGGGGACAGGGGGCUGAAACCUGGCAGAAAACGAGAAUGCGAGGCUCCCAUCGCCACCAACGAGUUGCGUGUCAAACCAGUUUUCUGGUCAGCGUGCGAGGAAGGCUACAAGCCGAGCAAAGCAGAUGGUGGAAGCGGGUGCUUCUCAGAAGUAAUGAGGGGGAGGGGGGCAGGAAAGUGAAAGGGCAAGAAGGAGACUCGGGAAAACUUGAUGAUGAUAACGCGAAAGAGGGGGAACGAAGGCCUCCAGGCGGGAGAAAGGCACAUGCCCAGAAACAGAACAAGUUCUCAACCGCUUAGACUCGCCAGCGUUUCUCGGAGGGGUCUGAGAAGAACGGGAGCGCGGAGAACAGCGGAAAUGGAGGUGGCUUCCGAUCCUGGAAAGAGGGACAUGGAACGUUGAGGUAAGAGGACGAACGUGAUGUUGCUCCUCGUUCGAAGAAAAUGCCUCAAAGGAAGCGGAAGAAGAGGGGACAGCAAGUGAGGAGGGCGCCUCAAAACAAGCAAAGGAAAAGACGAGAAAAAACAGGUUUUCGGCGGUAUAUGUUUCCCCACAAAGAGAAACGCCAGUGUAUGAGACACGCCCACUCGACCCCUAAUCCUGUCGCCG
Messenger RNA from Toxoplasma gondii ME49, 11828 nucleotides. RefSeq lists its product as hypothetical. Gene Ontology annotation, cellular component: TRAPPIII protein complex; cytoplasmic vesicle; phagophore assembly site. The transcript has 15 exons. Bases 1045 to 11196 code for a protein of 3383 amino acids. The record is from RefSeq and is a predicted model, not a curated record. Gene Ontology annotation, biological process: endoplasmic reticulum to Golgi vesicle-mediated transport; protein localization to phagophore assembly site. Lineage: Eukaryota; Apicomplexa; Conoidasida; Eucoccidiorida; Sarcocystidae.